CCUCUAUAACAAUCUUGCGUAAUCUUCGGUGAAAGAAGCCUUUGAAAGAAUCCUCUAGAAAGUAGCAUUGAAUCUCCAGUCUCCGGUAUCAAAAUCGUUUCGUGAAAAAUUAUUCAUAUUUCAAUUUUCAACGUAAAAUAAGGAAGUAUACAAGAUGUGUGACAGAAAGGCAGUGAUCAAGAAUGCUGAUAUGGGUGAGGAGAUGCAGCAGGAUGCUGUUGACUGUGCAACACAGGCACUCGAAAAGUUCAAUAUUGAGAAGGAUAUUGCUGCAUUUAUCAAGAAAGAGUUCGACAAGAAAUACAACCCCACAUGGCAUUGCAUUGUCGGUCGUAACUUCGGUUCUUACGUGACGCAUGAGACUCGUCAUUUCAUUUACUUCUACCUUGGCCAAGUAGCGAUACUGCUUUUCAAGAGCGGUUAAUUCCUUUCUUCCAACCCCCCCCCUUCCCUCCCUUAUCCUAUGUCCUUAGCCUAACUCCCAGCUCCCAUAAUCCUUUAACCUUGUUUGCCCACUGGGCCAGUGUACAUUCCCGCAGCAGCAGGCCCCCAGCCCCAGUGGGAUGUCCAAGGCUGACAUGGAAUGGUCGGUUGAAUGCUUGUUGUAUGAAUGACUCUCACGGCCCGCAUGUAUAGAAUAAGAAGUUACUUGUGUACACAUUCACGUCUAGUGUAUUUAUUAAUAAAAUUUUAGUUAAUUCCUAGACUAUACCUAGCAUAGUAAAUUCAUAUGUUAGUACUUAUCUAAAUUUAUUGUAUUUUUAUUUGUUAAUAUGUUUCACUGGAGAUAUUUUCAAUACUUCUAUUAUUAUUAAACUUUCUUACAAACCAA
Pieris rapae (cabbage white) is the source of this 832-nucleotide messenger RNA. Its product is annotated as dynein light chain 2, cytoplasmic. The transcript has 3 exons. Lineage: Eukaryota; Metazoa; Arthropoda; Insecta; Lepidoptera; Pieridae. Gene Ontology annotation, cellular component: cytoplasmic dynein complex. Gene Ontology annotation, molecular function: dynein intermediate chain binding; dynein light intermediate chain binding. Bases 155 to 424 code for a protein of 89 amino acids. The record is from RefSeq and is a predicted model, not a curated record. Gene Ontology annotation, biological process: microtubule-based process; cilium assembly.